Molecule: messenger RNA, 660 nt
Organism: Merops nubicus (carmine bee-eater)
Lineage: Eukaryota; Metazoa; Chordata; Aves; Coraciiformes; Meropidae
Gene: GPN3
Product: GPN-loop GTPase 3
Exons: 6
Molecular function (GO): GTPase activity
Source: RefSeq, a predicted model, not a curated record
UUGGUGUUCUGCAUGGAGUACUUCGCCAAUAACCUGAACUGGCUAGAGGAGAGCCUGGGGCACGUGGAGGAUGACUACAUAUUGUUUGAUUGCCCAGGUCAGAUCGAGCUCUAUACACAUCUGCCAGUGAUGAAACAGCUGGUGGAGCAGCUGCAGCAGUGGGAGUUCCGUGUCUGUGGAGUUUUUCUUGUGGAUUCUCAGUUUAUGGUGGAGUCUUUUAAGUUUAUCUCUGGAAUUCUGGCAGCACUCAGUGCAAUGAUAUCUCUAGAGAUUCCACAGAUUAACGUCAUGACCAAAAUGGAUUUGCUGAGCAAGAAAGCCAAGAAGGAAAUAGAAAAGUACUUGGAUCCAGAUAUGUAUUCUAUGAUUGAAGAUUCUACAAAUAUAUUGAAAAGCAAAAUGUUUAAAAAACUGACUAAAUCCAUAUGUGGAUUGAUUGAUGACUAUGGUAUGGUCAGAUUUCUGCCUUUUGAUCGUUCUGAUGAGGAAAGUAUAAACAUAGUUCUGCAGCACAUAGACUUCACCAUCCAGUAUGGAGAAGAUCUUGAAUUCAAAGAACCAAAGGAAUGUGAAGAAGAUAAAUCUGCCCUAGUGGAUGAAUAUUUUCAAGAUCAUGUCAAUGAGUAAAAAAAGAUAAGUUCAGAAAUGGGAGGAGAAUAC